CCUCCACACUCAGCAGUCAUGAAGAGCGUUCUUAUUAUUACGCUGGUAGCAUUAGCGACUGGCAACAAGCUACCACAACAAAGACAGUUUGAUAGCACCGUCAGGCUAGCUAAUCCCGGAUAUUUCGGUCAGGGUUACUCCGGAGAUUCCUUCCGUGGAGAAUUUCGAUUCCAGGGUAAUUCCUUCACGUCUGAUAAUUAUGAAAACAGAGACGAAGCCCAAUUCGGAUCAAGUAAUUUCGGACGAUCCGAACUCUUCGAUAAGGAUGGUCAAUUCCAAAAGGUAACUGGGACUGCUCGUCGACAGUUCCAGGAUGAAUCACUACAGCAAAACCAGAAGAAUUCCUUUAUUUCAACUACCGGCAGUGAACAAGAUUACGAACCCCAGAGUCAAACGGCUAAAAUAACUUCUGGCAAUCAAAUUGUGUCAACUAGAGGACAGACUUUUGGAAAUCGAUUUGAGUCUGCAAGGCAACAAACUGGUUCCCUUAAGAAUGACAAUACCAAUCAAAGAAACUCUGAAUCAAUUUCACAUGUAAGCAGUAACUUCCAGAACUUUGGUAAUGUAUACUCAAACUCAGACAACCGUCGAGGUUCAUUUAGUCGCUUCAGCCAACAGGAUUCUAACAGUCAAGAUAACCUUAAAAAGGUUUUCCAACCCCAAUUUGAUCAAGAAACUUCGAACUACCAAUCCCAGCCUAAAUUCAACCAAAAGAAUUCCGGUAACUUAUUCCAUUCCAACAGCAACCAGGAUUCCUCGAACGAUCAAUUUCAAUUCAACCAAGAGAAUUACAACCAAUUCCAAUCUAAUUUCGACCAAAACCUUCCUUCUGGCCAAUUCCAGCCUAAAUUCAACCAAGAGUCUUCCAACAACCAAUUCCAACCUAGAUUCAGCCAAGACGUGUCCAGCAAUCAAUUCCAGCCUGAAUUCAACCAAAGACUUUCCAACAACCGAUUCCAACCUAAUUUCAACCGACAGAUUUCUGCCAAUUCAUUCCAGGAAGAAUCCAACCAAGAGCUUUCCAACAGCCAAUUCCAAACCAAGUUCAACCAGGAUGAUUCUAAUCAACAAUUGCAGUCAAAUGUCAACCAAGGAAGUUCAGAUAGCCAAUUCCAGUCUAACUUCAAUGAUGGAACUUCAAGAAAUGAUCUCCAGUCUGAAAGUAAUCUAAAGAAUUUUGACAAUGUCUUCCAGUCUAACAACGAGAACUCUAAUGCUCGCUUCCAGUCCAGCUUCAACACUCAGAACUCUGAUAACCGCUUCCAUCUAAAAAUUUAAAAGUCAAACCUAAAUGAUCGUUUCCAAUCCAGUCAAAUUCUAAUGACCGCUUCCCCGUCCAGCUUUAACACUCCCAAACUCAACAAACGCUUCCAGUCUAAAACUAACAGUCAAACCACAAAUGAUCGUCUAAUUUUAAAAGCCAAAACUCCAACCGCUUUGCAAGUUAAACCUAAAGAAUCAAACUCCGACAACCGCGUCCAGUCUAGCCUGAACAGUCAAAACGCCAACGACCGUUUGCGAGUGCUUUUUCAAACCCAGAUCCCAAUUUUCUCUCGACUCCAGUCCAAACCCAAAAAGUUUCCAGUGUCUUCCAAUCUAACCAAAGGGUUCCAACAGCUCGCCUCCAGUCCAACCUCCACAAGUUUCCAGUGCUCACUCCCAUCUAACCAACAGAAAACCAAACGGCUCCUCACAGACCUUUCAGUUGUUCCACUGCUCGUUCCGAUCUGGAUCACCUUCGAUUUUUCAAAGCUCGCCUCGAAUCCGAUCACAAUCCUACUUCUAGUAGGCAGAAACCACCAACACAGGGCUUCUUCUGAGUUCUUCAUCUCGACCUCCUUCAUCACUGGUCUCCCCGUGUGGCAGGACCUUUUUGACCAGAAAACUCAUGCCGUGUCGACCACAUCCCCGCAAUCCUCAACUACUUUCUCUAGGCGUUUUGAACCCUCCGAAGACAGUGAAUUCUUCUGGACGCCAUAUUUCUUAGAGUUGGUCCUCAUCUAUAUCGGAAAUAAAUUGCCUCAGAAAAACUUCUCUUCGACUCGGCCAAACUGCUCGUUUGGUGUAGAAGUAGCUGGAGGAUUUCCCGGCAGGGGAUGGCGGACGACUCCGCUACGCAAGCCAGCUCCUUCUGGUCUCGACGGCCCCGCUGGAGAAGAGCGCGGGAUAACACACGUGGAAGACGCGGCACGCAUUCUCCUGGUCAGCGUAGUAACCGUAGGGGCGGUCGAGGCAGCUGAAGGAGGUCGAGAUGCUCCCCAGCAGGGCACUGGCGCCCGAGGGAAGGUUCAGAGGCUCGAAGACCCCAUCGACGGCGCUGCUGGAGGAGGAAGUCCCGAAGAGGGAACUGGUCAGAGACUGAGAGUUUUGCGAGAGGCGGUUGUUGGCGGUCCCUUGGUUGAAGUUGGACUGGAAAUUGUUGGAAGAAGUUCGCUGAUUGUUAGCCUGGAAAUUGUUGGAAGUUCGCUGGUUGUUAGCCUGGAAGUUGCUGGAGGAACUUUGCUGAUUGUUAGCCUGUUGGAAGUUUUUGGCUGGAAGGGGAAGUUCGCUGGUUCCUGGAAGCUACUGGUAGAACUUCGCUGGGUUUUUGGCCUGGAAGUUGAUGCAGCAUUCCUUAGGUUAGACUCGGCCUGGAAACCAGCUGAAGUUGCGGUAUUCCUCGCGUUGGCUUCCUCAAUGUUAAAGUUGUUACGCUGGUCUCGAAAGCGUUUCUCGAAGUCUGGGAGGUUAUCAUUCACUUGGAAACGAUCGGCACCCUGGAAGCUACUUAUCCUGAAGUUUGAGUUGGCUGUUUACGGAUUGAACAUUGACUGUCUGGCUGUUCUGAACGUCAGGUUAGGAAGAGUUGCCUUUUAUCAUCGCCAUGGCCUUGUUAGUUUAGAAGGACUUUUCCUCAAUACGACCAAACUGUUCAUUGGUGUAAUAGAAGUUGGAGGAUUCCUGGCAGGGGAUGGCCUCCAGCUCGGCAACACAGGUUUCGAUGGCACCACUGGAGAAGAGAGCUGGGUAACAAAUGUGGAAUACACGGCACGAGUUGUCCUGAUCAGCGUAGUAUCCAUAUGGCCGGUCAAGGCACUCGAAGGAGGUGGAGAUACUUCCCAGCAGGAAGCUAGCACCAGAUGGAAGGUUCAGAGGCUCAAAGACUCCAUCGACCGAGUCAGCGGUAGACUCGAAGGAAGACUAAAGUACCCCAAGCAACCCGGUGUCCUUCCUUCCUUUCCUUCACAUUUUCCAUAUAUAAGGACAGCUAAUAGAUUCUUAGGAAGCACAAGAUUUCGCGCUGACUUGGCGAUCGCAAUUAUGAAACUCCUGUGUUUCGUGGUAUUGGCAGCGGUAGCUACCGGGCAACAGUUCCAGGAGGAAGGGCAAUAUGCCACUGCUGUCAGGCUAGCCAGGCCCGGAUACUUCCAACAGUCUGGUGUAUCUCCUUCAUCGAGCUCUUUCCAAAAUGAUCGCUUCCAAGGCAAUUCAUUCCAGUCUAACGUUCAGAACAGCCAGAGAGUCAAUGUUCAAUCCGUAAACGGCCAACUCAAAACUUCAGGAUCUCUCCAGGCAAAUGAACAGUUUGAAUUUAACACUGGCAACAACAUCAACCAAUUCCAGAGCAAUGCUUUCCAACAGAAUCAACAAAAUGCGUUUGACUCGAGUAUCUCACGACAAGAAGACAAAAGCAAUUUUCAAACAAGUAGCUUCCAGGGUGCCGAUCGUUUCCAAGUGAAUGAUAACCUGCAGACUUCGAGAAACGCUUUCGAGACCAGCGUAAACAACUUUAACAUUGAGGAAGCCAACGCGAGGAAUACCGCAACUUCAGCUGGUUUCCAGGCCGAGUCUAACCUAAGGAAUGCUGCAUCAAACUUCCAGGCCAACAACCAGCGAAGUUCUACCAGUAGCUUCCAGGCUAACAAUCAGCAAAGGUCUUCCAGCAACUUCCAGGCUAACAAUCAGCAAAGUUCUUCCAGCAACUUCCAGGCUAACAAUCAGCAAAGUUCUUCCAGCAACUUCCAGGCUAACAACCAGCGAACUUCUUCCAGCAACUUCCAGGCUAACAAUCAGCGAACUUCUUCCAGCAAUUUCCAGUCCAACUUCAACCAAGGGACCGCCAACAACCGCCUCUCGCAAAACUCUCAGUCUCUGACCAGUUCCCUCUUCGGGACUUCCUCCUCCAGCAGCGCCGUCGAUGGGAUCUUCGAGCCUCUGAAUCUUCCCUCGGGCGCCAGUGCCCUGCUGGGGAGCAUCUCGACCUCCUUCAGCUGCCUCGACCGCCCCUACGGCUACUACGCUGACCAGGAGAAUGCGUGCCGCGUCUUCCACGUGUGUUAUCCCGCGCUCUUCUCCAGCGGGGCCGUCGAGACCUACCAGUACAGCUUCAUGUGCGGCGAGGGUUCCGUGUUCGACCAGAAGGAGCUGGCUUGCGUAGCGGAGUCGUCCGCCAUCCCCUGCCAGGAAUCCUCCAGCUACUUCUACACCAACGAGCAGUUUGGCCGAGUCGAAGAGAAGUUUUUCUGAGGCAAUUUAUUUCCGAUUAUAGAUGAGGACCAACUCUAAGAAAUCUGUGGAAACUUCAAUGAAAUUAUAACGGACGUCGGAUACAUGAAAAAAACAAAUUACUGAAUACUGUAACUAAAUUAUUCAGCAUGGUAUUUUUUCUUUUACUAAAUAAACUGGUCAAAAACCUGAUAUCUAAU
Messenger RNA from Penaeus monodon (black tiger shrimp), 4685 nucleotides. RefSeq lists its product as uncharacterized. Gene Ontology annotation, molecular function: chitin binding. The record is from RefSeq and is a predicted model, not a curated record. Lineage: Eukaryota; Metazoa; Arthropoda; Malacostraca; Decapoda; Penaeidae. Gene Ontology annotation, cellular component: extracellular region.